Messenger RNA from Carcharodon carcharias (great white shark), 1003 nucleotides. RefSeq names its product serine/threonine-protein kinase SBK1-like. Gene Ontology annotation, biological process: peptidyl-threonine phosphorylation; peptidyl-serine phosphorylation. NCBI's taxonomy places the organism in Eukaryota, Metazoa, Chordata, Chondrichthyes, Lamniformes, Lamnidae. The transcript has 4 exons. Bases 26 to 1003 code for a protein of 325 amino acids. Gene Ontology annotation, molecular function: ATP binding; protein serine/threonine kinase activity. The record is from RefSeq and is a predicted model, not a curated record.
CCCCCUGCACGCGGCCCCCUUGGCGAUGGAGGGCGGGUCUGCUCUGGGUCCGGACCUCUUCAUCGAGGAGAUGAUGCUCCUGCUGUCGCAGUCGCUCGCCCGCAUGGAGGUCAGCGAGCACUACGAGGUGAUCAAGGAGCUGGGCUGCGGCAGCUUUGGCAAGGUGCAGCUUGGCAAACACCGCUUCCGAGGUACGCUGAUGGCCCUGAAGCUCAUGGACAAACACAAAACCAAGAUCAGGUGUUUCCUGAGGGAAUACAGCGUCUCGCUCUACCUCUCCACCCACCCCUUCAUCACCACCGCCUUCGGGAUUGCCUUCGAGUCCAACGACCACUAUGUCUUUGUGCAGGAGUACGCUCCUGUCGGUGACCUCUUUGACCUCAUUCAGCCUCAGGUUGGCAUCCCGGAACCCGCUGCCAAGCGCUGCGCCCUCCAGGUGGCCUUGGCCCUGGAGCACCUCCACGGGCAGGGGCUGGUGCACCGGGACGUCAAGCCCGAGAACAUCCUGCUCUUCGACCGGGAGUGCCGCUGCGUCAAGCUGGCCGACUUCGGCCUGGUGAGGAGGACCGGCCUCAACGUCUGGCACACACCCAGCUCAGUGCCCUACAUGGCGCCCGAGUUAUGCGACGAGGCGGCUCAGCGGCUGGGGGCGAGGGUGCGCUGCAGCGAGGAUGUCUGGGCCUACGGGGUGCUGCUCUACAGCCUCCUGACCGGCAACUUCCCCUGGGAGCGCAGCUCGGCCGACGACGGCCUCUACCGCUCCUUCGCCCGGUGGCAGGGGCUGGUGGAGGAGAAGGCCAAGGACCGGUCGCCGGUCGGGGACGUGGUGCGGUACCUCAAGCUCCGCUGGGUGGUCGGCCCGGACUCGAAGCCCCCGGCCCUGAAGGAGGCGGCAGACGUGCCGAACCAGGAGGUCCCGGCGGGGGCCAAGUCAGAUACAAAACAAGCCCCCCGCAUCCUCAGGGAAUCCUCCUCCUCCUCCCUCUUACACAAGCUGGCUUGA